UCAAAGUCAACCGCGCCACCCCCAAGUCCGCUAUAAGAGCCGGCGGCGUCACCUCCGAGAGAGCCCCUCGCCCGGCCGGGAGCGAGAAGCAAGCGGCUUGGCACCUCAGCCUGCCUCUUCGCCUGUCUCCCCCCUCUCCUCCAAGAAGCCAAGAUCUGCCUAUAUUCUCAUCAACAUCACUGAGAUGGACAAUGCCCUCAUCGAUCGAUCUGCCAGUGGAUUCGAUUUCAUGCGGUGGACGGACGCCGUCGACGAUGGCUGCCGCGGCGGCAUCGCCAUGAGCGCGCUCCCGCCCCGCACAAGCAGCAGCAUCUACACCUCCUUCCCAUACGUUUCGCAGCUUCCCCCUUUUCAGCACACGCCGUACCUGCACUCUUCGCUCUCCCUCCCUCCGCUGCCUCCUCGCCGCCCGGCUCUCGGCCCGCUCCCGCCGUUGAUGGCGACGACCAUGGCCAAGCACGCCGCGCCGCCGCAUCGGGCGGCGGCUGCCGCUAUGGGAAAGCCCGCGGUGCCGAGGAGGACGGGGCUAGGCGGAGAGUACAAGAGGAAGAAGCCGCGGGCGCCGAGGCCGGGGGAGGAGCCGCCGAGGGCGCAGCGGAGGAAGCCGCUGGAGCGCGCCACGCCGCUGCCGCCGGCGCCGGCGGUAGACGAGGCGCUGGACGAUCUGGAGCGCGAGGUGACCAGGGGGUUCGUCGAGGACCUGAUGCACGCCCUCGCGCCGCCGCCAAGCAGCCUGCCCCUGCCCACCUUCUCGCUCGUCCGGGCUGCCGCCGUCAAGUCUGCCGCAGCAUCCUGCGCCGUGUAGACACUGGACAACGCGCCCGCCGCAAUAACCGGC
Messenger RNA from Panicum virgatum (switchgrass), 838 nucleotides. RefSeq names its product atherin-like. Lineage: Eukaryota; Viridiplantae; Streptophyta; Magnoliopsida; Poales; Poaceae. The transcript has a single exon. The record is from RefSeq and is a predicted model, not a curated record. Bases 185 to 805 code for a protein of 206 amino acids.